Neofelis nebulosa (Clouded leopard) is the source of this 1370-nucleotide messenger RNA. It is a transcript of the gene RHEB, whose product is annotated as Ras homolog, mTORC1 binding. Gene Ontology annotation, molecular function: GDP binding; GTP binding; GTPase activity. Bases 386 to 940 code for a protein of 184 amino acids. NCBI's taxonomy places the organism in Eukaryota, Metazoa, Chordata, Mammalia, Carnivora, Felidae. Gene Ontology annotation, cellular component: plasma membrane. Gene Ontology annotation, biological process: small GTPase-mediated signal transduction. The record is from RefSeq and is a predicted model, not a curated record. The transcript is spliced from 8 exons.
UCAGUCGUGACUUUUCCGGGGGCAUCUUGGCGUCCCCUCUAUUUCCCCUUAAAGUAAAACGUCGCCCGACGCACCCCCGUGCGUUUCGGGGGCGGGGGUGGCCGCCGCGGCGGGGAGGGCAGUGCUGACGCGAACCGCGGAGCGGGGGAGGCCCCCCUCCCCGCCGGCGGUGGUCACGUGGGCGUGUUUGGGGGCGGGGCCGCGCGGCGGUUCCGGGCGGUUGGGCGCGCGAGCGAGGAGCCCAGGCAGCCGCGCCUGCCCGCGCCCGCCCGCCCCGCCCCUGGAUGCCGCUCUGCCCCGGCGCGGCCGCCGCCGAUCGCAGCACAGCAGCCGCCGCCGCCGCCGCGGUUGAUGUGGUUGGCCCGGGGCUGAGGAGGCCGCCAAGAUGCCGCAGUCCAAGUCCCGGAAGAUCGCGAUCCUGGGCUACCGGUCUGUGGGGAAAUCCUCAUUGACGAUUCAGUUUGUUGAAGGCCAAUUUGUUGACUCCUACGACCCAACCAUAGAAAACACUUUCACAAAAUUGAUCACAGUAAAUGGACAAGAAUAUCAUCUUCAGCUUGUUGACACAGCUGGACAAGAUGAAUACUCCAUCUUUCCUCAGACAUACUCCAUAGAUAUUAAUGGUUAUAUUCUUGUGUAUUCUGUUACAUCAAUCAAAAGUUUUGAAGUGAUUAAAGUUAUUCACGGCAAAUUGUUGGAUAUGGUGGGGAAAGUGCAAAUACCUAUUAUGCUGGUCGGGAAUAAGAAAGAUCUACACAUGGAAAGGGUGAUCAGUUAUGAAGAAGGGAAAGCAUUAGCAGAGUCUUGGAACGCAGCUUUUUUGGAAUCUUCUGCUAAAGAAAAUCAGACUGCUGUUGACGUUUUUAGAAGGAUAAUUUUGGAGGCAGAAAAAAUCGAUGGGGCCGCGUCACAAGGAAAGUCUUCCUGCUCGGUGAUGUGAUCCCGCCGCGGAGCCCGAGGACCCCGGGAGCCGAUCCUGCCUGCAGAAGCAGACUGCCCGUUAUCCUUCAAGAGAAACUCCGCUGCUUUUUCCUUCUGUUAACCUGAAAGAUUUCAUUUGGGUCAGAGCUUUUUCUGGCCCCACCCACCCCCCUUUCAGAUUAUGUUAAACUCUGACUCUGUCCAAAUGAGUUCACUUCCAUUUUCAAAUUUUAAGCAAUCAUAUUUUCAAUUUAUAUAUUGUAUUUCUUAAUAAUAUUAUGACCAAGAAUUUUAUCGGCAUUAAUUUUUCAGUGUAGUUUGUUGUUUAAAAUAAUGUAAUCAUCAAAAUGAUACAUAUUGUUACACUACUAUUAACUAGGCUUCAAUAUAUCAGUGUUUAUUUCAUUGUGUUAAAUGUAUACUUGUAAAUAAAAUAGCUGCAAACCUUA